Molecule: messenger RNA, 1200 nt
Organism: Nanorana parkeri
Lineage: Eukaryota; Metazoa; Chordata; Amphibia; Anura; Dicroglossidae
Product: carboxypeptidase O-like
Exons: 9
Coding region: 124-1200 (358 amino acids)
Biological process (GO): proteolysis
Molecular function (GO): zinc ion binding; metallocarboxypeptidase activity
Source: RefSeq, a predicted model, not a curated record
CUUUGGAAACCAAACCUAAUAGAGGAAAUCUCUCCUGGACGGGAAGUGCAUGUACGGGUGCCACCUUCCCUUUUGGACCAAAUAAAAGGAAGCUUGCUUCAAAGAGAUAUUGCAUUUACUGUCAUGAUCAGUGAUGUACAAGCACUCAUAGCUAAAAGCAAUGUAAAUGAACACAGAGUGCAGACAUUGCUGUCUUCAUUUGAUUACACUAAGUACCAUCCAAUGAAUGAGAUUUACAAGUGGAUUGACCAAAUCAAGGAAGCACAUCCAGAUCUUGUUACAUUAAAUUAUUUGGGAUCAACCUAUGAGAUUAGGCCUAUUUACUACUUUAAAAUAGGAUUGCCAGCUGAUAAGAAAAAGAAAGUUAUUUGGAUGGACUGUGGAAUACAUGCCCGGGAAUGGAUCUCAGUAGCAUUUUGUCAAUGGUUUAUUAGAGAACUACUUGAACAUUAUAACAGCAAUGAAGUCAUAAAUAAAGCCCUCAAAAAUAUAGACUUUUAUAUUGUUCCUGUUCUCAAUAUUGAUGGAUUUGUGUACUCCUGGAAUACGGAUCGUCUCUGGAGAAAAUCACGCUCACCCCAUAACAAUAGUACUUGCUUUGGAGUAGACCUCAAUCGAAACUUUGAUUCAAACUGGUGCACAAUUGGUGCAUCUAGGAACUGUAGCACCCUUACUUUCUGUGGAACUGGCCCAGCCUCAGAACCAGAGGUCUAUGCAGUGCAACAGCUGGUGAACAGCAUAAAAUCUGAGAUCUUGUGUUUCCUGACAAUGCAUUCUUAUGGACAACUCAUUCUUCUGCCAUAUGGAUAUACCACAAAUGAGUCUGCUAAUCAUAAAGAAAUGCUAUCCGUUGGGGAGAAGGCUGCUGCCAGACAGGCACAGAUACAUGGCACACAAUACAGAGUUGGAUCAGCAUCUACUAUAUUAUAUAGCAACUCUGGUUCCUCAAGGGAUUGGGCUACUGACCUUGGAUUUCCUUUUGCAUACACAUUUGAGUUAAGAGAUAAUGGGACAUAUGGCUUUGUGCUUCCCGAAGACCAAAUCAAACCAACCUGUGAAGAAACCACAGCCGCAAUUUUAUCCAUUAUUGAAUAUCUCAAUGAAAAACACUUCAGCAGUGCAUCAAGAAUCUUCUCUGGCACUCUGUGGAUAAAUCUGAGUUUCUCCGUCUUAAUUGGCACAUAUUAUUCUUUGUUUUAA